Messenger RNA from Mytilinidion resinicola, 984 nucleotides. RefSeq lists its product as uncharacterized. The transcript has a single exon. The coding region runs from base 1 to 984 and encodes 327 amino acids. Lineage: Eukaryota; Fungi; Ascomycota; Dothideomycetes; Mytilinidiales; Mytilinidiaceae. The record is from RefSeq and is a predicted model, not a curated record.
AUGGCUGGAAUUUACCGCCACGCAGGGGAGAAGCGUUCAUCACAGCGUCCGGGAAUGCAGCGCCAUCAGACCCUUCAGCGUAGAGCUGGUCGCAUCACUCUCGAAUCUCAAAUCAAACGCUACCAACGCCGUGCUAUGCAAUUCUCCAAGGUCAUCAAGAUGGAAGACAUCGAGAUGGAGGGUCCACCGGAGCCUAAGGAGCUCAUGGACCUCCCCUCCGAGAUCGUCACGAAAAUUGUCGAAAUGGCGGUGGGAGCGGGCGGAAAGAUCCAACUCUACCGCGGGUCCUAUUCUGACGGCAUCGAUCAGGUAGUGAUAGCAACACACUCUUGGGACGACAUGCACAUCAGCACAUUUAGCGCUCUCCGCCUCGUCAGCAAGCAGCUGAAGCGUAUCGCGGACCACAGCUUCUUCCGGCACGGUGUCCUCGAGGUCAUGGACCCUAAUGAGCUGAACAUGGCUUUCCGCCGGAACAUUGGAACGAACUUCGGCGACGAGAUCCGAGAAGUUGCGGUCGACUACUUCCGGUCUGGAGGUGUCGAGGGUGUUUUGCAGCUCAUGGCGAAGCAUCUACUGGCGCUGCCAAACCUGCGACGUCUCAUCUUCCACGCUCCUUGGGAACCUCUGAGCCUGCGAGGCGUUCCUCCGGGUAAAUUUCAGGCCCUCUGCUUGGAAGCGCAGGAGAGCAUCCUGGAUAAAGCGCUUCAUCUAAUCAUGAUGCUGAGGCGGAAGCAUGGGAAGCGAGGAAUUCGUAUUGAGUUCGACGCCGACGGGAGUGGUCGGUUCAGCAAACACGAAGAGGUCAUCCGACGAGACUUCAUUGUCGGUAGGAGUCCUACUGCUCCGCUGUCACCAGAGGAGAUCAAGGUCAAGACGAGGGAGAUCAACGAGUUGUUUAACCAGGCUAUAGAGGCUAAGGAGCGUGAAGCGUACGAGAGGAAAAUUUCUCGGCGCAAGGAACAGGUAGAUGAGCUCAAGAUGUAG